This is a messenger RNA of Ceratitis capitata (Mediterranean fruit fly), 627 nucleotides long. It is a transcript of the gene B9d2, whose product is annotated as B9 domain-containing protein 2. Gene Ontology annotation, cellular component: MKS complex. The transcript has 3 exons. The record is from RefSeq and is a predicted model, not a curated record. Gene Ontology annotation, biological process: cilium assembly. NCBI's taxonomy places the organism in Eukaryota, Metazoa, Arthropoda, Insecta, Diptera, Tephritidae. The coding region runs from base 76 to 609 and encodes 177 amino acids.
UUUAAAUAAAGAGUUAUGUGCUGUGAAUAUACACGUGUACAUAUAGUAUAUAUUUAUGGUGAAUAAAUUCUUUUGAUGGCGGAAGUGCAUAUCAUCGGGCAAAUUUUAAAAGCCGUUGAUUUUGUCGAACCACACAUUUACUGCAAGUGGAGUUUACAAAGCGGUAGCGCUUGGAAACUCAUACAAGGCGAAGUGGCCGGUCAGACACUUGUCUGUUCAAAUCGUCUCGAGCCAACAUCCGAUUUCGCCCAUCCACUGGAUAUACACCUAGCUACAGCCUCAGUGCAGGGUUGGCCAAAAUUGCAUGUGGAAUUACAUGCAGUAAAUUUAUUACAUAACAGUUGGCCAGUGGGUUACGGUUUUGUGCAUAUACCCACCCGACCAGGUGCACAUCGCUUAGAGUUGCUCACUUGGAAGGUGGCGCCUCUUACUUGGUACGAUAGUGUGCGUGAGAAAUUCGGCGGCGGUGGUGUGGGACUCAGUAAACCGGAUCUGAUAUAUACAGGAGUUGAGAGAUACAAACUACAAACACGCUCAUCGGGAAAAAUCAUUAUCGAUCUCAAUUUGAUUUUUCGCAAUUUCGCAAAAUUUGGUGUGGAAUUUAAGUAAAGCGUUAAGAACGUUCGC